AUGCCGGGAACGGCUCUUUGUGGAGAUAGUGCCCCGUGUUCCACCGAAGCAUAUCGGUCCCCACGCAGUGGAGACACCGCGCGGCCGGGAGCUGCGGACUUUCUGUCCACCGGGAUCAGCCUGCGGCUUGGGACCCUCGUGCUAGCCCGCACCCGCCGCUGCCCUGGCCGGCCCGGCCCUCGUGGGCUCUCCCGGGAGUGGAGCGGGGCGGGCGCCAGCCCUGGAGGACGGUCUCCUCCGGCUCUUUUUCUGGACGGAGUGGACACCCAGGGCCUGCUCAACAGUGCUGGCUUUGCUGGAGCACCCGGGUUGUGGCGACCGCCCAGAGAAGCUCAGCGGCGGCUGCUGGCCGUCUACACCGGCGGCAGCAUCGGCAUGCAGAGCUCGGGUGGCUUGCUCGUCCCUGGGAGGGGUCUGGCUGCUGUCUUGAGGACACUGCCCAUGUUCCACGACGAGAAGCAGGCCUGGGCAUGUGGACUCCCCGAGGACACACUGGUGCUGCACCCCACCAGCCCCGAUCAGAGGGUCAUCUGCAGGGUGCUGGAGUGCCACCCCCUCUUUGACUCCAGUGACAUGACCAUCAAUGAGUGGGUUCAGAUAGCCCAGACCAUAGAGCGCCACUGCGAGCGCCAUGGCGGCUUCGCGGCCGUCCUUGGCAACGCCAUGGCCUUCGCCGCCUCGGUACUCUCCUUCCUGCUCGGAACCUUGCACGAGACUGCCACCCUCACCGGAGCCCAGGUGCCCAUCCAUACCUUGUGGAACGAUGGCUGUGACAACCUGCUGGGGGCUCUGCUCAUGGCCGCCCAGUACAUGAUCCCAGAGGUACCUGGCCCGGCCUCUGCAGGGUGUCUGUUCUUUCAGAAUCAGCUGUUUCAGGGCAACCAGGUGACCAAGGUGGAUGCCCAGAGGUUCGCGGCCUUCUGCUCCCUCAACCUGACCCCUCCUGCCACCCUGGGCGCUGAUGUCACAAUCAAUUGGGAGCUGGUGCGGAAGGUUGACAGGGAGGACUGGCUGGUGGUGCACAGCAGCACGGAGCAUGACGUGGGCCUGCUGCGCCUCUACCCUGGGAUCCCCGCCUCCCUGGGAGGGACCUUCCUGCAGCCCCCCCUGAAGCGCGUGGUCAUGGAGACCUUCGGCUUACGGAAUGGGCCCGCCAAGCCGGACCUGCUGCAGGAGCUGUGGGCAGCGGCAGAGUGCGGCCUGGUCAUUGUCAACCGCACCCACUGCCUUCAGGGGUCUGUGACCUCGGACUAUGCAGCCAGCAUGGCCAUGGUGGGAGCCGGCAUCGUCUCUGGCUUCGACAUGAUGUCGGAGGCUGCCCUGGCCAAGCUGUCAUACGUGCUAGGCUGGCCAGGGCUGAGCCCGGAUGACAGGAAGGAGGUGCUGCUGGCCAAGGACCUUCUGGGGGAGAUGACGCCACGCAUGGUGGAAAGCGCUGGUCCUGGCUGCAGCUGCAGGGUCACCUGGCUUCUCAGUUUGAGUGGCAGCCAACAGGCCAGUGCUGUGCACGACGCCCUGACACCCAGUCUGGCCUGUGCCGCGGCCCAUGCCGGUGACCGGGAGGCUCUGCAAGUGCUUGUGGAGCUGGGCAGCGACCUGAGCCUGGAGGACUUCAGUGGUCAAACCCUGCUGCACAUGGCCGCCCAGGGGGGCCACGCCAGGGUGGUCACCAUGCUGCUGCGGAGAGGUGUAGAUGUGAACGCCCGUGACAAGGAUGGCCUCAGCCCGCUGCUGCUGGCCAUGAGGGGCAGAUACUUGGGCAGGCAUCUGGGUGUCACUGGGCUGCUUUGGGCAGCCAGGGCCCGCUUGUGCCCCCAGGAGCUGGAGGACGCAGGGACGGAGCUGUGCGGGCUGGCAUCCAGGGCAGACAGCAAAGGCCUGCGGGCCUGGUGGCGCGGGGCCAACCUGGGGCAGCCGGGCUAUGAUGGGCGCCAUGCCCUGCACAUCGCAGAAGCAGCUGGGAACCUGGAAGUGGUGGCCCUCUGCAGAGUCUUGAGGGUGGGGUCAGUGCCCAAGCCCCAAGCCCCAGGCCCACAAGACAUCUCGGGCACUCACCCCCGGCUCUCUGACUGGAUGUGCCUCUACACUGGGACUGCCUCCAGUCUGUUUCACGACAAAGCUUAA
Messenger RNA from Galeopterus variegatus (Sunda flying lemur), 2124 nucleotides. It is a transcript of the gene ASPG, whose product is annotated as asparaginase. Gene Ontology annotation, molecular function: asparaginase activity; protein binding. The record is from RefSeq and is a predicted model, not a curated record. NCBI's taxonomy places the organism in Eukaryota, Metazoa, Chordata, Mammalia, Dermoptera, Cynocephalidae.